Molecule: messenger RNA, 330 nt
Organism: Bipolaris maydis ATCC 48331
Lineage: Eukaryota; Fungi; Ascomycota; Dothideomycetes; Pleosporales; Pleosporaceae
Source: RefSeq, a predicted model, not a curated record
CUUCCCCCCCCCCUACCGACCUCGAGUCAGGGUCCAACCAUUUUCCUCUUGUGCGUUUCUUGUCUAUCCGCCCCCCCCCCUUCACAAACACGUGACAGUUGUAUUACUGUGCCACAUAAUCCACACACACUAGCACAUACACACAUAUACAACCUACACAUUUUUGUCCUCUCCCUAGACAAAGCCCGGCUGCUCGCCUUAAAAAACGCCAUGCCCUUGCUUACCUGGACCUGGAACCUUGACCUGUUUGCGCCCUCGAGGGGAUUGUCAGCGCUAACGCCACAAUCCCCUCUCCACUCCCCCCUCCCCAAAAAAAACCUAAUCCACUGA